AGCAGAUAUGGUUCUCUUGAUCGCUUCAAAAAUGUAGGGGUAAACGUGUAUUAGACAAAGCAAGACAGAGUAUUGGGUACCUAUUCAUAUAUUAUGUCAGAGCUACUACAUACACGAUCUUGCAAUUAAUACCACUGUGAGACUUCUGGUUCUGGGUAGAUAGAAUCCGAAAUGGUAAUUGAAAUCCAGGUGAGGGUAAUUUGGUCAUCUAUUCAAGAAUCGCAAUCGCAUGUUUUGACCUCCCAUCUCCACAAUUGGAAGCUCCAAUUGCACCUGUUAGUACUCCACAUAAACCGAUAACCCCGCGAUCCAGCUCCAAGCCUCACCAACAUCAAGCUCGCUCAACCCCAACACCACAAACACAAACCACGAUACCAAACACAAUGUCUUCAGCAGCAGCCUGCAUAUUCUGCAAAAUCGUCAAAGGUACCUCCAAUCCCACAACCACCUCGCGCAUCCCUCAAUCAACCUCCCAAGUCCCAGCAACACAACAGAAACACCAGCACUCUGCGCGCAAGCUAACCAAGCCCCAGGCGACAUCCCCUCCUUCAAACUCUUCGAAUCCGAUAAAGUCCUCGCAUUCCUGGACAUCAAUCCGCUGUCGCGUGGUCAUGCUGUAUGCCCUUUUCCCUCCAGUCCCCGCUGGUUUCCCCCGGUUCCCUUUGGCGCAUACUUUAUACGCCUGCCGCAAGAUAGGUUAUAAAACGAAGCGGGAAAUAGGAUAGAGACGAAAGACAGUCAGCUAACGAGCGAAAUAAAGCUAGUUAUUCCCAAACACCACGGCGAGAAAUUAGUUGACAUACCCGAUGACCAAUUAUCCGAGAUCUUGGUAAGUCAACAUCUUCUAUCCCACCUACCUUUACCCCUCUCCCACCCAUACAUCUAUACGAAAUCCCCCCACAGUCAAGAAGUCUUCGUGAUGAGAGAACUAACACCAGGAAACGCCACAGCCCGUAGUAAAAAAACUAGUCAAAGCAACGGGAGCAGAGAACUACAACGUCCUGCAAAACAACGGCCGAAUCGCACAUCAAGAGGUGGAUCAUGUAAGUCCUACCCUUCCCCCUUUCCCAUCCAAACACAUGAGUUAUAACUAACCACCACCUUCCAGGUUCAUUUCCACAUGGUACGUCCACUCCAACAUCACGUCAUACACACAAUACAAUGUAAUUUCGGAAUCGAGCUUCAAGGAAAUUUCAGAUGGAGGAAGUGCUGACACCCAAACAAUAGAUCCCCAAACCUAAUGAAAGCGAAGGCAUGUCCAUCGGCUGGCCACAACAGAAAACCGACAUGGAGGGAUUAAAAGCUUUAUUAGCAGAUAUCAAGUCGAAGAUGUGAAAUUCUACUACUCCACUUAGUGAGAUACGCAUAUGGGGCAAGCAAGCAAGCAAAUCCCCACGAAAAAAGAAACAAAGGAUGGAAGGAGAGUACAGAACUUACGCAAGAAAAAACCAUGAUGAAAAUGAGAUUAAUGAUAAUGGUAGUACCUAGUAUGUUGAUUUGAAAGAAAGUGGUGAUUCUCGUAUUCCAAAAAA
Messenger RNA from Hymenoscyphus albidus, 1532 nucleotides. The record is from the annotation of a GenBank genome assembly. Lineage: Eukaryota; Fungi; Ascomycota; Leotiomycetes; Helotiales; Helotiaceae.